GGCGUUUCCAACCGAAAUCACGUGCACUGCUGUUCCAGAACGGGCGAUGGAGCAGAUCGUUCUCUGGAGCAGAUCGUUCUCUGGCCUCCAUCGUUCGUCUCCCAGCCGGCCCUUGAGCAGCUUGUCAGCGAGCCUCAGGCAUCAUCUGGGCGACUGCGUGCUGCGCUGUGUAUUCUGGUGCCACAGUCCGACACCGAAACCGAUACCAUGGCCGAGGCACCCGACCCGGAUCUCUUUCCCUUCGACGAUGAUCUGGAGAUCAGCGGACCACAAGCAAAGGGAGAUGACUCUGGCCGCCAGAGGGACGGUCCCGAGAUCCCUGAUGUAGCCUCUCUCUUUUCUGAGAGCGAGAUCGAGACUUGCUUGAGGGUCUUCCAGGUCUAUUAUGACAACCCCGCGUACAAGCGGCAUGCAACUCGGUCCCCCAAGAUCAAGCAGCUCUUUGACCUUGCACUGAAGGCGCUGAUGCCCGAUGAUGGAGAGAUGAGACAAAGAAGGAAGCAGGAUCGCCGCGGUAGAAGACAGGACGAUCUUAAUCAGCUCGCCGUCACGGGCAUCCGACAGAUGCGCAAGGUCAAGAUGGUUGGCUAUACCGGGGGGUGUAUCGACAUCCCAAAGCCCCCGCGGGUUGGCACCGUCGAGGCCAACGAAGUGUUUUCAAAAGAGGACGAUCAACGCAUCGCCAACGAAGUUGCGCAGCCAGCACUUCUUGAAGCCGACGACCCGAAGCCACAGCCCGAACUGAAGAAGCUCAACUUCAAACGAUCCUGUCACAUUUGCGGGACAACCUUUGAUCUGCUGCACCACUUUUACGACCAGCUCUGCCCCUCGUGCGCCGAUUUCAACUUCUCAAAGCGCUUCUCCGAGGCGGAUAUGGCUGGACGUGUGUCACUCGUGACUGGAGGUAGAGUCAAGAUUGGAUACGCCAUCGUUCUGAAGCUUCUGAGAAUGAAGAGCACAGUCAUUUGCUGCACUCGAUUCCCGUACGAUGCCGCCCGACGCUUCUCGAAGGAGGACGACUUUCAAGAGUUUCAGGGACGGCUGACGAUCUAUGGCAUCGACUUUAGAGAUAUUCCUAUGGUGCAUCACUUUACCGCUCACGUGAAGCAGAACUUUGCCCGCCUCGAUGCGAUCAUCAACAAUGCCGCACAGACCGUCCGCAAGCCACCGGGAUUCUACAAGCACAUGAUGGCGGGCGAAGUGGAGCCGCUGGAGGCCGAUAUUCUGGCUGUCAUCGACGUCGUCGUUGCCCAUAGACAGCCAAGCGGUGGCUGCGUCUUUGACUUUGUUGGCCCUAAAAGCAAGUUUCGACCGGUUGCGGGGCUGCUCGUAUCAGCGACACCAGAGGGCUCGGACGACGCCAAAGCGAUGCUGAUGCCAGGCUCUGUGAGCAAUGUCUCGGCGGCAAUGUCGCAGCUUGCAGUGAUCGAGGGUGACGGAUCCAGCAGUAGUCUAUCGCAGUUCCCGCCUGGACUGUACGAUCGCGAUGACCAACAGAUUGAUCUGCGAACCGAGAACUCGUGGACGCUCGAACUGGGCGAGAUUUCGACUCUGGAAAUGAUUGAAUGCCACACGAUUAACUCGUUUGCGCCGUGGGUGCUGAUCAGCGAGCUGAGGCCGUUGAUGAGAGACACAUGCGUAGCCGGGACCAACGGGGCAAUGGAGCCCUGCGAUAAGUUCAUCGUGAAUGUAAGCGCCAUGGAGGGACAGUUCUACCGCAACAAGACCAUUUUCCAUCCACACACCAACAUGGCAAAAGCGUCGAUGAACAUGAUGACGAGGACGGCUGCGGCAGGAUUUGUCGCCGACCGCAUCUACAUGACUGCCGUCGACACUGGGUGGAUCACGGACGAGAAUCCCGUCGAUCAAUGGGAAAAACGCGCGGAUCAACCACCGCCGCUGGACGAAUGGGAUGCUGCAAUGCGAGUCAUCGACCCCGUGUUGGUGGGUGUUCGCGGAGAGCAGCUUCUCUGGGGUGUAUUCUUGAAAAACUAUCGGCCCACGCGCUGGUAGACCCCGGAGCGUCCGACCAUCCGGAGCGAGAACGCAAGCGACGAUAUGCGAGACAAAGAUCACUCGCCCGGACAUCCAGACGGUGUACAGAGGGUGGCUUUUUUCUGUUCUCAAAGUGGAUAUGCUCAAUAGAUGUAUCCACGGCUGCCGAUGAGGAUCGAUCCGAUGCACUCGAGCCCGCCAGCAACUCACGUACGACACAA
Messenger RNA from Polychytrium aggregatum, 2216 nucleotides. RefSeq lists its product as uncharacterized. The transcript is spliced from 4 exons. The record is from RefSeq and is a predicted model, not a curated record. Bases 208 to 2013 code for a protein of 601 amino acids. Lineage: Eukaryota; Fungi; Chytridiomycota; Chytridiomycetes; Polychytriales.